Hibiscus syriacus is the source of this 1570-nucleotide messenger RNA. RefSeq names its product endoglucanase 8-like. The record is from RefSeq and is a predicted model, not a curated record. The transcript is spliced from 7 exons. NCBI's taxonomy places the organism in Eukaryota, Viridiplantae, Streptophyta, Magnoliopsida, Malvales, Malvaceae. Gene Ontology annotation, biological process: carbohydrate metabolic process. Bases 16 to 1503 code for a protein of 495 amino acids. Gene Ontology annotation, molecular function: hydrolase activity, hydrolyzing O-glycosyl compounds.
GAAACAAGAAAACUAAUGGCGCGAAAAUCGUUCUCGUCUCCGGUGAUUUUCCCGGCAGUUCUCGCCGUUUCGUUUGCUUUACUCCUCUUUGCUACUCACGUCGUAUCCGCCCAUGAUUACCGGGAUGCUCUCCGGAAGUGCAUUCUCUUUUUCGAAGGCCAACGAUCCGGUAAACUCCCACCGGACCAACAUCUCAAAUGGCGUCGCGAUUCCGCAUUGCUCGACGGCUCUACUGCCGGCGUGGACUUAACGGGAGGUUACUAUGAUGCCGGGGAUAACGUCAAGUUCGGGUUCCCGAUGGCGUUUACGACGACUCUAUUAGCUUGGAGUAUCAUUGAUUUCGGGAGGAACAUGGGCCCGGAGUUAAAGAACGCCGUUAAAGCCGUCAGAUGGUCGACGGAUUAUCUGUUGAAAGCAACGUCGAAGCCAGGAGUGGUGUACGUUCAAGUCGGAGAUGCGUACUCGGAUCAUAGCUGCUGGGAGAGGCCGGAGGAUAUGGACACGCUUCGCACGGUGUACAAAAUCGACAAUGCGCAUCCUGGUUCGGAUGUCGCCGGCGAAACCGCCGCUGCAUUGGCCGCCGCAUCCAUCGUGUUCAAGUCUCGUGAUCCCGCUUAUUCCAGGUUCCUCCUCAAUCGAGCCUUUAGGGUGUUCAACUUUGCUGACAACCACCGUGGCGCCUACAGCAGCAGCCUGGACGCUGCAGUUUGCCCUUUUUACUGCGACGUGAAUGGCUACCAGGACGAAUUGCUUUGGGCAGCUGCCUGGUUGCACAAAGCCUCGAGGAGGCGCGGAUACCGAGAAUACAUAGUGAAAAACGAGGUCGUAUUGAGAGCCGGAGAUACCAUUAACGAGUUUGGAUGGGAUAACAAGCAUGCUGGGAUUAACGUCCUCAUUUCCAAGGAAGUGCUGAUGGGAAAAGCCGAGUAUUUCGAGUCUUUCAAGCAAAAUGCCGAUGGUUUCAUCUGUUCUUUAUUGCCUGGAAUUUCUGAUCCUCAAGUCCAAUACUCUCCUGGUGGGUUGAUCUUCAAACCCGGAGGGAGUAACAUGCAGCAUGUAACGUCGCUGUCUUUCCUACUCUUGGCUUACUCUAAUUACCUGAGCCACGCCAAUAGGGUGGUGCGGUGUGGCGAAAGAUCGGCCUCCCCCGACCUUCUCAAACAGUUGGCUAAACGCCAGGUGAACUACAUUCUCGGAGAUAAUCCGCUAGGAAUGUCCUACAUGGUCGGGUACGGCUCGCACUUCCCUCGGAGGAUUCAUCACAGGGGCAGCUCGUUGCCCUCCGUGGCGACACACCCGGGUCGGAUCGGCUGUAAGGCGGGGUCGCCGUAUUUCUUGAGUCCGAGUCCGAACCCGAAUUUAUUAGUGGGAGCAGUGGUGGGUGGGCCUAACGUGUCGGAUGCUUUUCCGGAUUCGAGACCUUAUUUUCAAGAGUCGGAGCCCACAACGUACAUCAAUGCACCGCUUGUGGGAGUAUUGGCAUUCUUUUCAGCUCACCCUUGAAUUUCUCUGCCCUCUAAUGUGGAAGGAUGAUGAUGAAAUUGGAAGAGGGUGUGCGAGAAUCGGUCAC